AUGGCUGCUGAAGCACAGUUUUGUUAUGAAAAUUUGGGUUUGCCUUUGCCCAUUCUUCCAUCAUUUGAACCUGGUUUCAGUCUCCAAGAAUUUCCUUGUCAACAAAACGCUCAGAGCUUGGCUUCCAUGACGGUUUCUCAACCUUUAGAUAUUCAUCUGGAGAUUCAGAGACAGGAACUUGAUUGCUUUCUUCAGUUACGGAAUGAAAGACUAAGAUAUGCAUUACAAGAGCAAAGGAAUCAACAAGUAGGGAAUUUGUUAAAGACUGUGGAAUCAAAGGCAUUGUAUUUGUUGACGCGAAAAGAAGAAGACUUGGCACGAGCAACAAAGAAAAGAAUAGAGCUUGAAGCAUGCUUAAGAGAAGUGGAAAUGGGAAGCGAGUCAUGGAAGAGACUUGCGGAAGCCAAUGAAUCAAUGGUGUUAUCAAAAGACUGGAACAAGCUAAAGACAGAAGUUCAGCUGAAGACCAAGAGUCCUGCAACAAAGAUCAACAAGAAGGAAGUGACGAUAAGAUGGCUUGUAAACACUGCAACUCUAGGAGCUCAUGCGUUCUUUUUUUACCUUGCAGGCACCUUUGCUCCUGCAAAUCAUGCGAACCAUUGCUUGUUUCUUGUCCCAUCUGUAAAUCUGUAA
Hibiscus syriacus is the source of this 633-nucleotide messenger RNA. RefSeq lists its product as uncharacterized. The record is from RefSeq and is a predicted model, not a curated record. The transcript is spliced from 3 exons. Lineage: Eukaryota; Viridiplantae; Streptophyta; Magnoliopsida; Malvales; Malvaceae. Gene Ontology annotation, molecular function: ubiquitin-protein transferase activity. Bases 1 to 633 code for a protein of 210 amino acids.